AUGUUAAUCACCUCACAGAAUAGUUACCUUUUUGUGUGCAUGCGUGGGAUAAGAAAACUGAACUCUAUCCCCUGUGACUGCAGAGUGGCUAUUCCAGCUGCUCCAGGCUCCAGCAGAGGAAGACCGGGGCAGGUGACACCACCAGGGGGGCCCUCAGGCAUGGCGCGCACGCAUUCCAGAGGCCACCCAGACCAUGCUCCGCCUCCUGGCCACCCAAGCUGCAGUCUCCCUCUGUGUGCAGGCAGCAGCUGCCUGGCAACCCCCGAGCCCGCUCGCACUCCCAGCCUCGCAGAACCAGGGCCUGGUGUACCAGUGGCUGUGGUCAAGCCAUGCAUUCUGCCCGGCGGCGGCUGCACAGGAUCGAGAACUGAGAAACCGCCACUCAGCCCCACACGGGGUGACUGCCGAGUGCCCAUGGCAGCGGCCCCGAUCUCCCUCAGGUGGAGGAGUGGUUGGCAGGCACGGCCUGGGGGCCCUCAGGCUUGGCACGCUGGAGAUCCCGAGGCCGACCAGGCCAUGCACCUCCACCCCGCCUGGGCACCCAAGCUGCAGCCGACUUCUGUGUGCAGGCAGCAGCCUCCAGGCAUCUCCCGAGCCCGCCCGCACUCCCCACAUCUCGGAAACAGGACCAGAUUUUCCUGUGGCUGCGUCCAAGCCAGGCGGUCUGCCCUGCAGCAGCUGCACGAGGGCAGGAAGCGGCCCUCAGUCCCAUCUCCGGUGGCUGCAGAGGGCCCCUGA
Molecule: messenger RNA, 738 nt
Organism: Pongo pygmaeus (Bornean orangutan)
Lineage: Eukaryota; Metazoa; Chordata; Mammalia; Primates; Hominidae
Product: ESX-1 secretion-associated protein EspI-like
Exons: 1
Coding region: 1-738 (245 amino acids)
Source: RefSeq, a predicted model, not a curated record